Molecule: messenger RNA, 3699 nt
Organism: Bursaphelenchus okinawaensis
Lineage: Eukaryota; Metazoa; Nematoda; Chromadorea; Rhabditida; Aphelenchoididae
Source: the annotation of a GenBank genome assembly
AUGAUCCCAAAACCGCCUGACUGGACUGUUUGGGGUCUCGCCCUCCUGCUACUUAAUUCUGCCAUAGCGUCGCCGGUGAAACGCCAAGGUAAGUGUAGUAAUCGACAGUUAUGGUUUUCAACCCAGAAUGUUUUGUUGUUGUUACCUUAUUCAAAAGUAGGUCGAAUUAAAAAAAAUUGAAAAAUAAUAAGUUUUAGUACAUAAAUGGUACAGUAACAAAAAAUACUUUAAAAAUUAAAUUUUAAAAGUAUUCGAAGUUAAUUUUUAAAUAACAAAAAAAUAUAAAAUAAUCACUUCGGUUAUCAAUAAGCACACAAAAAAUAAUAUCUUAAUCCUCGAAUCAGUCUAACUAAAAAAAUAUUUUUGUUUAAUUUUUUUAAUCAAAAUUGCCAAAAAUUGACCAAACCAAUUUUAAACCCAUUAACACCACUUUUCCUUACAGUAACCCUAGACGACCUUAUCCACACCGCCCUCAGUUUCGUCAAGCCCAUAUUCGACACGUCACGUCCGCUACAAGAAAGCCCAGGUGUUGUGAAGAAGGUAAACCCAAGUUAUCAUAUCUGAUUUGGUGUUUAGAAUGCGUACCAAGGACGCGAAGUGGCGGUACUAGGGGCCCCAACCCUCCUUCAAUCAUCUGAUUCCCCGAUUUGUAGGGGCAACUCUCAAAUAUGCAAAUUCAUCUCAUGUACAGCCCAUAACUUCAAAUACGACGAGAGUUUCGCUAACUUGAAUCUAGCUGCUCAGCUGGUACAAGAUCCGAAAAUGAGAAAAGUCAUCAGCCAGUAAGUUGAUACCUAAAGAAUACUUUGCGUGAAGAAGCCAAGCUUAAAAAAUCAUUCUUUUCGCAUUUUUAUAAUUAAAAACGAUUCUAACUAUUAUAAAUCACCAAAGUUAUUACCUUAAUGUAAAAUUUAUAACUGAUUCAGAAACCCAGAAGCAGUGACUUCUGUGUGCCGAGAACAAGGACUCUCUCAUGAACAAUGCAGAAUCUUCUCCAAAGGCUUCCAAUUAAUCGACCGCUUCAUGAACACCAUCGAAAAGCCGGUCGAAGAGCCCACGACGGAAGAGCCACUGGAACCUAUGCUAGAGCCUAUUAACGACAGUCCUGAACCAUACCCAUCGCCGCCCAGUCUACCAGCCGGCUCACACACAUGGUCGACUAGAGUCAAGAGUAUCGACACUAGGUCUAUGCCUAUAGGACGAGAUCCUCCAGCUAACAGGACGAUGAUGAAGAGCACGAUACACAAAACUCCGUCAUUAGGUGCAAUGACAGUAGCUCCCAGGAAAGGUAACAGAGCACCACACGCCCGGAACCCUAGGCCGACCAAGUACUCAACUGCACAGACUACAAGGAGACCUGUGAUAGCACGGCCUCCAAAGCCGCAGAUAGAAGAAGAGUAUGAAGAGUACGAAGACGACGACCUUCUACAGAAGAGUAGGCCCCGGAGGCCGCGACAAGCAGAUUACUACGACGAACUGUCGCAAGAUACGACCAGUUCGUCGAUGUCAUCUACACAGGCUCCAACCCAAAAACUAAAUUGCAUACAAUAUCUCAGAGACUUAACUUAAUAAACCAAAUCAGGUAAAUACUUUCGAAGAUUAUGUCAAGUUAAGUAAGACCUCCUGAAGGUUGUUUACAACCUUCCAAACGCUACGUCAAUAUGGGUCUUCUACAGAGUCAAUCCAUUCGAGUUUAAACUGACGAUGACUAGGUCAAGGUAGGUCAAGACCACCGAUGACUAAACAAAGACAUCAGGUCAAGGUGACGGUGUUUCGGCAGAUUCUCGCUUCACCUCCAGGUUCGCCAAAUAAAAAGUAGAGGACCGGUUUUCGGGGAUUGGAGUCGAUCACAGCCAGCUCCUUCUUUCCGCGCUCUCACCUCAGAUCCCUCUCCCACCUUAGAUCCUUAAGGAAAUUUGAAGAUUGGAGUGGAUGAUUCUCCCACUAAUUCCUACCUAAUGUUGAUCUCGAAGCUGCUUCUCUUAUCUACGGGUCUUCUAUUUGUUUCCGCCGUGCCAAACCUAUCGUCAACUCCCGAAGAACAACUGUCUCAGAAGCCGUCCUUGAAUGAUGCGAGACCGAAUGAAGGUUGGUUGAGUAACUAGUAGGCAUUUCUUAAUAAUAUAAUCGUUCAAUUUGCUAGAGUAACUUAUCAUAAUGCCUAUCAAAGUCAUUUUCUUAAAUUUCGAAAAUCAAAAAGAACUCAAAACCCUAAUUUAAUCAAAUAACCGUAACCCUUUCUUGAAGCGCUAUCAUUUAUCAGCAGAUUUAUGCAGAAUGGCGGCAUAAUGAAUAUGGUAAGUAAAAUGCUCAACUUGGCCGACCAAAAACAGCAGGCAGAUCAGGUGAAGAAGGAGAUGGAAGAACCCCCUCAAUCAGCUUUCUCCAUCGACUCAUCUCCGAGUCAAAUUGGUGAGUCAUUUCCUUAGGCGAUUCACUUUUUUUCAGACGACUCCAAACAAUGGAAGUCUGUCUUGUUGGGCCCUCGAGGGCUUCUGACCGAAAUAUUCAAUCAAGUCAAAGACAAAAUGCAAAACCAGUACAAUGAAGAUAUGCACAAGAUCAACACCAAGGUACAACAAGAACAACAACAAGACAUGUCACCAGGUAUGUCUCAGAAAGAAAAAUAUAAUGUCAAUUAAUACAGUAAACCAAAAGAAGAAUAUUAAAAUCAGUCAAAAUAUAAGAAUCUUAAGUCAAGAUGAAAAUUUCAGAACAACUAAACUUUGCCAAAGUGUUUGAGACCUUUAUGCAGAAGGCAGGUAAAGGAAACUUUGACGAACCCCUGCCAGAACUACCGUUUAUCGGAAUAUGUAACCGCCUGAACUGUGGGGACAUCUACAAAGCUGUCGAUGAGUUCCGCAAAAGUGACUUUUUCUCCAAUUUCCAGGUAACCUUUUGUGUAAUUUUACUGAUUUUUAGGUUAAAAUCAGUAAAACUUACAAUGGCAGGUACAAAACUAAACUACCUUUCAUUUUCAGACCGCCAUGAGUCUCAUCCACGACCCUAAAGGCUGGGACAUCAUUGGAAAAGUCCUUGAAAAUCCAGAACUGAUCGAAGACUUCACGAAGCACAAAGUUGACACUACAGAUAUCAAAACCGACGAACUCAGUGGCUUUGGAACUGACUUUUCCCCGUCAAUCGAUGGAACGGCAGAACACGUCGGGAAAGAAUUGCCUCAAAUCUCUUCGAACCUCGACUACUAUUCAGCGGUAAGCGCACAACUCUAACAAAACUGAAAUUUAGGUAGAAAAAGUGAAACCAGAAGACGAAGACUACGUUGAUGUUGAGGAAAAACACAAAUCAGAGACAAAGAGUAUGGCCAAUGGUGCUCAAAAAACAGAAUUCGCUUCGAAAAUGUUCAAGGAAGAGCCUUUGCCUAUGAUCUCAGAAAACAUCGACGAAUACGAAGUUCAUGUAGACAAGGAAGAGACCAUUAAGCUUGACAAGGAAGAGACCGUAGUGAACAAAAACAUGAAAGUAGAUAAAGAAGAUACCAUAGGGUUAGAAGAGAAAAUUUCAAACGAAAAUCUGAUUCCAAACACGAUACAAACUACGACUACACAAACGUCUACUACUGUGAAACUACAGCAAACGACGCCGAAGCCGCCAGCUCCACCAGUCGAGCCGGUAAAGAUGGUGCCCAGCAGAAACUUUAGGAGGAACGACGAUUACUAUGCAAUGUAUUACGAUGCGUAA